AUGUCACUGUCCCCUGCCCUUCUGGAACCUUCUCUCCCCCCAGCACCUGCCCUCUGGGACCUUCUAGGACCUUCUGCCCGCCCAGCGCCUGCCCUUCUGUACCUUCUGCGCCCCCCCCCCCCGUGCCUGCCCUUCUGGAACCUCCUUUCCCCCCAGCACCUGCCCUCUGGGACCUUCUGGAACCUUCUGCGCCCCCACGCCCCCAGUGCCUGCCCUCUGGGACCUUCUGGGACCUUCUGGAACCUUCUGCGCCCCCCCCCCCAACAGUGCCUGCCCUUCUGGAACCUCCUCUCCCCCCAGCACCUGCCCUCUGGGACCUUCUGGAACCUUCUGCGCCCCCCCGCCCCCAGUGCCUGCCCUCUGGGACCUUCUGGGACCUUCUGGAACCUUCUGCGCUCCCCCCCCCCAGUGCCUGCCCUUCUGGAACCUCCUCUCCCGCCAGCACCUGCCCUCUGGGACCUUCUGGGACCUUCUGGGACCUUCUGCCCGCCCAGCGCCUGCCCUUCUGGAACCUUGGCCCUCCCGGCGGGAGCCAGGCCUCGGCGCUGA
This is a messenger RNA of Pipistrellus nathusii (Nathusius's pipistrelle), 549 nucleotides long. The record is from the annotation of a GenBank genome assembly. NCBI's taxonomy places the organism in Eukaryota, Metazoa, Chordata, Mammalia, Chiroptera, Vespertilionidae.